This is a messenger RNA of Aedes albopictus (Asian tiger mosquito), 1167 nucleotides long. It is a transcript of the gene mRpS35, whose product is annotated as small ribosomal subunit protein mS35. NCBI's taxonomy places the organism in Eukaryota, Metazoa, Arthropoda, Insecta, Diptera, Culicidae. Gene Ontology annotation, biological process: mitochondrial translation. The record is from RefSeq and is a predicted model, not a curated record. The transcript is spliced from 3 exons. Gene Ontology annotation, cellular component: mitochondrial small ribosomal subunit. Gene Ontology annotation, molecular function: structural constituent of ribosome. The coding region runs from base 105 to 1097 and encodes 330 amino acids.
UCUGCGGCAUGAUGUAAACGAGUGUUGUGUGAUCCAAAAAUCUGUUCGGAUUUUGUGGUUCCGAAUUUUACCAGUAAACUUGUUAGUUUGUAAUACAUAUUGAAAUGGCUUCAAUUACUCGACUAGUGGGACUACCGGCUUUGCAGCUUCCGGUGCGGAUUGUGGGUUGCCGGUGGCGUUCUACGCAGCAGGAGCCCGACACCAGAAACCAUGCCGAUGAUGAAGAGUUCCGCGUAUUAAACUUUAAACAAGUGAAGACACAGCGAUUCGCUCGGCGAAAAAUGACCAGAGUGGAGGUUCCCCCGCCAAGAUCACAGCAGAUGGCCACCGAUCAGGAUUGGGGUGCCGUUUGGCCGGGUCCGAAAACCUUCGUUCCAGCCACUGUACCCCUGCAACUCCGCCAAGGCUACGUCUCCAAAAAGCAUCAGGUUCCCCCAGGGAAAUUCGCCAAUGCCGAGCUCAUGAAGAUUCCGAACUUCCUGCACUUGACACCGCCGGUCAUCAAGCAACAGUGCGAAGCACUGAAGCAAUUCUGCACCCCCUGGCCCAAGGGACUGGAAACGGAAGAGAAGAUGAAGCAACACUUCCCAGUGGAUUACGUUUCGUCCGACUACUGUCACGCGUUGCCAACCAUUCGGAAUCCCUUGUCCCGGAUCGUCACAAUUCAGUUGAAAGUGGACACACUCAAGCUGAACAAGCACGCCAAAGAUAAGUUCCUGCGGUUGGUUGGCGAACGGUAUAAUCCGGACACGGAUGUCCUUACGCUGGUAACGGAUCGGUGUCCUCUGAAGAAGCAAAAUUACGAUUAUGCUAUGUAUCUCCUAACCGCGUUGUACCACGAAUCCAACGUGGUGGAACCAUGGGAGGAUACCAAAACGGAAGCCGAUAUGGAGUACUACGAUUUCCAGCGCAAUGUGUCCAAGGUGAACGCGGAGGCGAUUUUGAACUGGGGCAAAGCGGAAGGCGAGUCGUCCCGCCAGGAUGCACCCGUUAGCUACGGCACCGCAGUGGAACAGCUUUUCAACGAUGGUGAAAACGAGUACAAUUUGCAGAAGUACAAGGAACAAACGGUGCAAUUGCUGGGCUUGACCAAGUGAAGAUCAAGGGAAAUGAUCGCAUUUUUGUAGAUUGGCGUUUUCGAGUUAGGAAAUAUAUUGGAACAAAGUA